AUGGAAGAGCUGAAGAUGUCUGGAUCCAUUGCGUCCUACGACCAACUGGUGAAGCAGGUGGAGGCGUUGAAGAAAGAGAACACACACCUCCGUCAGGAGUUGGAAGACAACUCCAACCAUCUCUCCAAGUUAGAAAAUGAGACUUCUGAUAUGAAGGUGGUUUUGAAGCAUCUACAGGGUAAAUUGGAACAGGAGGCUAAGGUGAUGGUGUCUUCAGGACAAAUGGAGGUUUUAGAUCAGCUAAAAGCCCUGCAGAUGGACAUCACCAGUUUGUACAACCUGAAAUUCCACCCUCCGGCCCUGCUUCCUGAGCCGGUCUGCCAGGAUCAUAGUCCAGAGCAGAGCCUGUCCCAUUCAGCCCCUCUCCAAAGGAAGGACAGCAUGGGAGAUCUGGGUCGGGCCACCAUCCGUCUCUUGGAGGAGCUGGACAGGGAGAGAUGUUUUCUGUUGAGCGAGAUUGAAAAGGAGGAAAAAGAGAAACUCUGGUAUUACACUCAACUGCAGAGUCUCUCUAAGCGGCUGGAUGAAUUGCCCCACGUGGAGACGUUCUCAAUGCAGAUGGACCUGAUCCGUCAGCAGCUGGAAUUUGAAGCCCAGCACAUCCGGACACUCAUGGAGGAGCGCUUUGGGACAACCGAUGAAAUGGUACAAAGAGCCCAGAUCCGGGCCUCUCGUCUAGAGCAGAUUGACAAAGAGCUGAUGGAAGCACAAGAUAAAGUGCAGCCCUCGGAACAGCCGCCUUCUGGAAAACUGCCAAGCAGCGAAGGGGAUGGAAGGCUCGACAUCGCAACCCAUUCAGAGGAAGCGAAGGGUCAGCUGGGUAGCAGUAAGGUGGAGGUGGUCUUCUGGCUGCUUUCUAUGUUGGCCACCCGAGACAAGGAGGACAUGUCGCGCACGUUGCUGGCCAUGUCCAGUUCACAGGAGAGUUGCCUGGCCAUGCGCAAGUCGGGGUGCCUCCCUCUCCUCAUCCAGAUUCUCCACGAUUCAGACCGGGAACCGAGUGCCCCCGAUAGCCCUGGAGCUGCAGGGAAGGACUGUCGCAUGCGGGCCAAUGCUGCCCUCCACAAUAUCAUCUUCUCUCAGCCCGACGAAGGGCAGGCCAAGAAGGAGAUGCGGGUGCUACACGUGCUGGAACAGAUCCGCUCCUACUCCGAGACCUGCUGGGACUGGCUCAGGAUGCAGAAGGAAGGGGCCAAGAUCCCCGAGGGGGGAGCAGCUCCUGUUCCAAUCGAGCCCCAGAUCUGCCAAGCUACCUGCGCUAUCAUGAAGCUCUCGUUUGAUGAAGAAUAUCGCCGUGCCAUGAACGAACUGGAUGUUCCCAUUCCAAGGGACAUAUCUUCUGCAACAUUAUGUUCGCGGCCAAGGUGUAUGCAAGCUAUCGUAGACCAAUUAGCAUCUGACAGUGAGGAACUGCACCAGGUGGUAUCCAGCAUCCUACGCAACCUCUCGUGGCGAGCCGAUAUGAACAGCAAGAAAGUCUUACGAGAAGUCGGCAGCGUCUCUGCGCUGAUGCAGUGCGCCUUACGGGCCAGCAAGGAGUCCACCCUGAAGAGCGUCCUCAGUGCCUUGUGGAACCUCUCAGCUCACAGCACUGAGAAUAAAACCGCCAUCUGCAUGGUGGAAGGAGCGCUCGGCUUCCUAGUGAGCACACUCACCUACAAGUGCCAGAGUAACUCCCUUGCCAUCAUUGAAAGUGGAGGUGGGAUCCUAAGGAAUGUCUCCAGCCUGAUUGCCACCAGGGAAGAUUACCGGCAAAUUCUGAGGGAUCACAACUGCCUUCAAACUCUCCUUCAGCACCUCAAGUCACACAGCCUGACCAUCGUCAGCAACGCCUGUGGCACCCUGUGGAACCUCUCUGCGCGGAGCCCCAAAGACCAAGAGCUACUGUGGGACCUGGGGGCAGUCAGCAUGCUCCGGAAUCUCGUCCACUCCAAACACAAGAUGAUUGCCAUGGGCAGCACCGCAGCCCUCCGCAACCUCCUUGCCAACCGGCCGCUCAAGUAUAAAGACGCCAUGGUUGUCUCGCCGGGUUCUUGUAUGCCCUCCCUCUAUAUGCGGAAACAGAAGGCUCUGGAGGCUGAACUGGAUGCCCAGCAUUUGGCCGAGACCUUUGACACCAUGGAGAAGCAGACGAUGAAGAAGCAGAGCGUGACCAAGAAACCAAUGCGGCACAUGGAUAGUUUGGCCAAGGACUACGCUUCUGAUUCAGGCUGCUUUGACGAUGACGAAGUGCCCAAUGUCUCUAGCAGUACAGAGACAGGAAAUGCGUCGGUUCUCUCCAUGUUCUUAAAUUCAUCCUUCCUCCAAAGUCAAACUUUGCCAAGAACAGUUUCCCAAAGAAGAGGCCCAGAACCAGAGAAAGAUCAAAGUGGGAAGUCCACGGAAGCCAAGAAGGUCUCCCCGUUGCUUGCAUCCCAGGGCGAUGACGUCUCCGCGGUGGCUGAGAAGUUAGCCAACAAGAUCACUACGACUGUGGCCAAGAUAGAUAAAUUAGUGGAAGACAUAACCACUCUCCAUACCUCCUCUGAUGACAGCUUCAGCCUCAGCUCUGAAGACCACUGCCUUGAAUGGCAGUAUGGUCUGGAUGAAGCCCAUGAAGCCCGUGCCCAGUCAUGCUCUCCAUGCCGCCUCUCGGACACCAGUGGGAUUAUGAAGCGUGAAGGUCUGAGCCGGGCUCACACCCUCCUGCGGCUGAAAAACGCUUAUACAAGCUUGUCCAAUGAUAGCCUCAACAGCGGAAGCACCAGUGAUGGCUACUGCCCAAAGGAACACAUGAGACCAUGUACUCGGACAACCUUCUUGGACUUUAAAGAUGAACUACACCGGUAUCAGAAACGGCCCAGCCGUCUUGAUUUGAAGAACAUCUUGAUGAAUAGGCCAGAAAAGAUGGAACUGCCUGAGAAGAAACCGCAAGAAUCCAAUGUGGUGGUGGAGAAACCAGAAAGAGACAAACUACUUGAAAAAGCCAAGAUAACAAGGCUUCCACCUGACCCUGAUGUUGCUGAGAAGGAGUCUGAAUGUGAGAAGAAAGAGGGAGGCAGACAGUUAGAUCCUGAUCCCAAAGUCCACACAAUCAAACUCUCCCCAUCCUAUCAGCAUGUGCCCCUCAUAGAGAACAAUGGCACAGAAUCUGGGACUAUGGGGGUCUUGGGAACCAGCUCUUACUAUCCCAGCUUAUCCAUGAAAACCACCGAUAAUCUUAACAAGGUUCCAGAGAAAUUGACUACAGCAGAACCAGCGAAACAACGGCUGCAGAAAUACGCGAUGGAAGAUACGCCAAUUUGCUUCUCCCGAUGCAGUUCCCUGUCUUCUAUUUCCUCCGCCGAUAAUGUCCUAGACGGACAGAGCCACAGUGAGAAUGAGAUGGACACCGAUUCCUCUCUAGAGAUCAUUGAGGUAGAAGAAGUGGAAGAAGCUCAGAAGGACAACCAAGAAAAGAAGGCAAAGCAGGGGGUGGAACCCCUCAACUCAUCCUCACAACCCAUUGCUAUCCCCUUCCCUAAAAAAGAGAAAAUGUUUCUUAGAGGGGCGUCACCUUCUCGCCAUGAGGAUUUGACCCCUUCCAGCUCAUCUGAAAACUACAUCCAGGAGACUCCUUUGGUGAUGAGUCGCUGCAGUUCAGUCAGUUCUCUGGGCAGUUUUGAGAGCCCGUCCAUUGCCAGCUCUAUCCAGAGUGAACCCUGCAGUGAGAUGGUUAGUGGUACGGUCAGUCCAAGUGAGCUCCCAGAUAGCCCAGGUCAAACCAUGCCUCCAAGCCGUAGCAAAACACCUCUGUUUGAACUCAACAGCCAGCCAGAGAAGGAGGCCAGCCAGUUCAACAUUCAGUGGGAGAACAACGUCAAGAAAUUUAUGGACAUCACGGAUUUUAAGGAGCGUUUCCAGAUGCCCCAAGACCUCGACUCCAUGGUCUACUUCACGGUGGAGAAACCCAAUGAGAACUUUUCAUGUGCCUCCAGCUUGAGCGCAUUACCCCUCCACGAGCACUAUGUCCAGAAGGAUGUUGAGUUGAAACUUAUCCCACCGUUCCCAGAAAGGAGUGGGUUGAACUUCAUGACGCAUGAAAAGAGAGAUGACGAAAGGGCCAUUGAGGGCCAAAGGAAACUAGAGUGCCUUGAGUUGAUGUCAGAUGACGAUAUUGAAAUCCUGAGGGAGUGCAUCAAUUCAGCCAUGCCACCCCGUUUCCGGAAGAUCAGGACAUCCCUUGUCUCGGGCCUUCCAGGCCAAGUCCUAAACCCUCAGUCAAAGAAGUCAAUGCAUGUUCCAGUCUACAUGUUAGUUCCUGCCAAUUCCCACUUGGGUAUCCCCAAACACAGAUGGGCCACGGUCACCAGACCCAACAAGGACUAUCUGGGCAAUGAGGAUUCCUUCACUGACUCAGCAGAAGGCACCCCCGUCAACUUCUCCAGUGCUGCUUCGUUGAGCGAUGAGACCCUUCAAUACCCUAUGAAAGACGAGGGAGAUUCACGGCAUUGCUCUGGAAAAAGAAAGGAAGUAACGGGGGCUCCGAUGGGGGGACUCAAGAGGGAGAUCCGCCAGCUUGAACAAAGCAGCUCCCGGAUUGGAAGAAUCACCUCCAGCCAUUCCACACCAACCAAAAUGGCCUCCUCUUCUAAGCACAAAACUGGAUCGAAUCACACCAGCCCGCUCCGUGCAACGCGGGCCCAAUCGGCUGAAUCCAGGAGAGGAAACAUUCCCCUCAGAAACCUAGAAUUGACUUUCUUGAGGCAAGGUAGUUCAAGGGCAAGUUCUGAAGGCAACCAUUCCAAGAAGAAGGAGGAACCUCGGGAGAACAGCAGCCACGACAGCGACGGAGCCUUCCCAUCCUUCUGCCACACCACACCAACCGAAGAGGCUGUCUACUGCUUCUAUGAGAAUGACUCUGAUGACCUAAUGGAGUUAGACGUGAAGAAUUCACCCAAGAGAAAACUGAACCUGGCCAGCAAAGUUCAAAAGAAAGAAUGCUGGGCUAAGAAAGAACCUGAGCUAAGUUCCAGUCAGCAGCUUCAUGCUAAAAACAAGAUGGCGCCCCAUCUCCGGAGCAACCUGAUUGCAGAUGAGACUCCACCUUGUUACUCUCUCAGCUCCUCCCUAAGUUCCCUGAGCGAUCUCGAACUCUAUGCAAAUGGAGAAAGGAUGCAGAUGUCCAAGAUCAAAGUUAACCGCCAACCAACCAUGAACCGUCGGCAGGGGACGAGAGCAGCUGUGUCCAAAGGGACGGACAGCUCCGCCAGUUCCCUCAGUUACAAUUCAGACAAUGAUCUCCUGCAGAACGGCAUCGGCUUGAGUGGGCCCAAGAGGAGACGCCAUUCAGCCAAAAGGAAGAGUGCUGAGAAGGAGCAGAAGGGUCUCAAGGCCAAGGAAUGGAAACCCGAGGGAUUUCCUGAUGAAAUUGCUUCCGAAAGAGGUUCAGAUCUGGAUAGCGUUGAUUGGAAAGCCAUCCAGGAAGGAGCAAACUCCAUUGUUACUUGGCUGCACCAAGCUACUUCUUCCUUUGGCAAGGAGACGUCCUCAGAAUCUGACUCCAUUUUGUCUUUUAUGUCUGGCCUUUCGGCAAGCUCUGCUUUACAGCUGAGUUUGGACAGAAGAGACAAGAUCCAAGGCAGGAAAGGUCCCACCGGUGGCACGGAGAAGAAAAACCUCCCCAAAUCUUUCCAAGAUGGCAAGAAUCUGAAUGAAACAAGAGGUGCCGGCAGCAGGAAUAAGACGGAGAAAAAUGUAGGGCAGCAGAAGCCACUGAGCAACCUACCCGUCGUCUUCCGAGGCAGGACAGUGAUCUACAUGCCUGAUGCAGCCAAGGAAUCCCCAGCGCAGAGCUCCAGGUCCACCCCAAAGAAAACAGGAGGGGCCGCUAAGCAGGAAAUUCCCGAGAAAACUCUGAAUCUCAACCAACCGAGAUCCAGGAGUCUCCAUCGGCCUGGAAAGAUCUCAGAAGUGGUGGAGUUGAUGUUGCCCAAAAGAAGCGCGACCCCACCUGCCAGGAUGAACAGAGCACCGUCGUCCGGAUCCUCCAGAACAUCCACACCCUCCCAACCCAACCAGAAGAAGCUCACAUCACCAUCGCAGCAACCCAACCGACAGACGCCAUCACGUGAAGCCGGAAAGAGCAGUGGAAGCACCACACCCAUUGGCCCAGCCCCCAAAUCGGUCCAGAAAUCCCCCAUGUCCAAGCAACACAAGACCCAGAAAUCACCUGUCCGCAUCCCUUUUAUGCAGAAGCCCGUUAAGAAGACUCUUCCAGUGAGGAACACCAUGCCUACGCUGGAGGAACGAGGAGGAAACAGCAGCAGUGAGCUAAGGCCUAAGGUCAAUGGGAAAAGUAUUCUCCAGGCCAACCACCUUAAUUUGAUGCGCAUGUCCUCAGCCAGAUCCCUCAGCAGUGACUCCCACCAGUCGGGCUUCCUACGGCAGCUGACAUUCAUCAAGGAAUCGCCCACUCUUCGCAUGAGGCAACGUUCCGAGGUCUCCUCUUCCGAGCAUUUGUCCUCACUCUCUCAGGGUGCCUCGCCGCGGAGAGGCCGCCUUGGCCUGCCAACCGUUUUCCUCUGCUCUUCCAGAUGCGACGAUCUCAAAGCAGAUAAGCCAACUAGGUCGAGUCAACGCCCCGUCAUCUCCCGGGGGCCUCUCCCCAGCCAGAAUCCCUCUGCAGGGGGGCCCCCAAGGCUGCCCCGCAGGACAAGCUCAGAAAGCCCCUCCCGACUCCCCAUCAAAUCCAUCAAUGUUCCUCCAGAGCCUUUCAAGCGUUACUCGUCCUCUCCUCAAAUCAACGUCGUCAAGAGGGCCGCCAGCCCUAUUUCCACUCUGUCGGACAGCCCUGAACCCUCAAGCGGGAGAAAGAAGAAUGAGGAGGUCUCAAAACUACCGGUUAUUCCUCCUCAGCCGCCACCGCCGCAGCCGCAGCCGCAGCCACAGCAGCCAGCGAUGGUGAAAGGAACCUGGAAACGGAUCCGUGAUGAAGAUAUACCCCAUAUUCUGAAGAGCACCCUUCCUUCAACGGCAUUGCCCCUGGUUAGCGCUUGGCAGGAAGAAGAAGAGAGGGAUCAGACGCCUGGAGUCCUCCAGCCAAAGACGAGUGACGCAGUCGUGCAGACUGAAGACUUCUCCACCACAAAGACUAAUUCCAGCACCUCCCCUACUCUGGAGACCCAGAAGGCCGUCAAGAUCCCACCCGACAGCUACGAAGGAGAUGGCUUUGCUCCCGCGAAGGCCACCACUGCGUCCAUCUCCUUCACUCACGAAGGGUCGGUCAGCUCUCUUGGGAAUUUCCCUUCCAGCAAGCACAGCUCCCCAAGCCGAGCUGCUCGGGUGAGCCCGUUUAAUUACACCCCCAGCCCAAUGGUGGAGCCCGCCAUCAAAGAGAAGCCGGUGGAGAAAACACAAGUUUGA
Messenger RNA from Pseudonaja textilis, 7383 nucleotides. The record is from RefSeq and is a predicted model, not a curated record. NCBI's taxonomy places the organism in Eukaryota, Metazoa, Chordata, Lepidosauria, Squamata, Elapidae.